Messenger RNA from Toxotes jaculatrix (banded archerfish), 2331 nucleotides. RefSeq names its product sterile alpha motif domain containing 14 (gene samd14). Gene Ontology annotation, molecular function: actin filament binding. Gene Ontology annotation, cellular component: cytoplasm; actin cytoskeleton; postsynaptic density. Lineage: Eukaryota; Metazoa; Chordata; Actinopteri; Toxotidae. The record is from RefSeq and is a predicted model, not a curated record. Bases 304 to 1563 code for a protein of 419 amino acids. The transcript is spliced from 11 exons. Gene Ontology annotation, biological process: actin filament organization; neuron projection development; calcium-mediated signaling.
UGGCUCAGCUGUCCUUGGACCGGCUCCGUCAGAUGGAGGCUGCAGUGCUCUGCUGAGUAGCGGUGAGACAGCAUCCGCUCGCUCCGUCAGCAGCCGAGAGACGAGCCUGAGUCCUGGAAGAGGAAACUACAGCGCCCACAAUCCUCCGGCCGCAGCCCAGACUGUCGCCUGGCCCGGAGCGAAGCCCCGUGGAACCCUGGGAGUCGCGGUCUUCGCCGGCCGGUGGGGGAGGCAGAGACAGGGGGAGACGUGCCAUGACAACCGUCAGAGAGAGCGAGGGAGAGAGGAAGUGACUGCUGAGCCAUGUCCACCGGCCUGGACGACGCAGACAACGUGUUUGACCUGAACGAAGCGAUCCCAGAGACCGAGCUGCUGGAUAACAGCAUCCAGAAAGGCCGAGCCCAGCUGUCCGUCAAGGCACGGAGGCACCGCCCCUCCAGGUCCCGUUACCGUGACAGCGUGAGCUCGACGGAGGGAGACGACAGCCUGGACAGGAAGGACAGUCCGUUACACUCUGCCCGCUCACCUCUCCACCUGGCCAUGCAAGGCUCCUCCCCAUCCCCUGAUUCGCUGUUGUCAGCCCGAAGCCCCGCCUUCUCCUUUGACGCAUCACUGGUGCGCCGCUCUCCGGAGGACGGAGGCGCGUCAUUGGCUGCUCCUCCACGGGGGCGGUACCACCAGCUGACCAAUGCGACGUCUCAGGAGGCUCUGGUGACGCCCAGCAGCUCACCGUCCAAAUCCUGCCCCUCCUCCGAUGGCUCACCUGUCUACAUGAGGAGGAGCAGAAGGCCCGACAGUGAAGUGUUGGUGUCUGAUGCGAGUCAGGACACCAGUCCAGCUGAUCCCAGCAGUCCAACCGUCGUCUUUGACAAGAAAACUAAGAAACGCUUCCUGGAUCUGGGGGUGACGCUGAGACGUUCGUAUGUCAGGGUGAGGAAAGAUAAAUCCAACAGGCUCUCUGUGGGCAGCAGAGAGCCGUCUGAGAGUCCAUCUCGCUCCUCUGGAUCCUUCGUCCCGUUCUCCUGGUUCACCGAAGGACGGGGGUCACUGUCCUCCUCUGGGACUCCCCCCUGCUCCCCCAAACUCCCUCCACUGAGCUCCCCACGACCACGCAAGUCUCACUCCCAGGAGUCGGCUCUCAGUGAGGAGUUUUCUCCUCCUCACACCUCCUCCUCCACCUCUCCUCCUGUUGACUCCUCCUCCUCCAGAUCCUCCCAUCCAUACCACACCCUGUCCCAGUCCUCUGAUGAGCCUGGCGAUGAACCGUCCUCUGUGGUCUCCUCAUGGACGACUCAGCAGGUCUGUCAGUGGCUCAGAGGACUCAACAUGGAGCAGUACGUCCCAGAAUUCAAUGCAAGAGACAUCGAUGGACAGCAGCUGCUGCAGAUGGACGGCAGCAAGCUGAAGGGUCUGGGCGUGCUCAGUUCGUCCGAUCGCAGCGCGCUGAAGCGUCGCAUUAAAGACAUCCACACUGCGGCAGAGAAGGAGAGAAAAGCUCUGGACAAACUGGAGAAACAGAAAGAGAAACAACGAAGGAAAGACCAGGAGCAGCACAGGAACUGAAGACCACCGCCAGAGGGAGGCAGAGGACAUCCAGGGGGGAGGACAGGUGGAAGGCACGAGGAGAGAGCGUUCACAGGAUCCAGGGUCACGUCUGUGGGUGUGGUUUCCACACAUCCUGGAAAACCUGGAAAUCUCUCGUACAGCUCUCAUGGAAGAGUCCUGGAAAAUCACAACAUGGUCCUGGAAAGUUUGAUGAGAGCAGAAGGAGAAAACCAGGUCCUGGAGUCUGAACUGAGGCCGAAUCCUGACGUGAGGGGAAAGAGUGUAAAAGUUCGGAGAUGAAAAACUUAAAUGGUGACAUAUUCUGUAAAGUCUGUUUCCUACGGUGGCCCUGGAGGACAAACCAAGCAGUGCAAUAUUUCUCCUCUUCCUCAGGUUUUAUUUUUUCACAUUUCUGUUUCUGAGUCCGGAUUCGCUGUUUUUUUUCAUGAUGUUAAACACUGAUCGACCAUGUGAAGAAAUCAGAACAUGUUACAAACAUUGUACUUUCACAGCAUCAUCACGUUUUUAUGACUCGUGUGUUUUGUCCUUCAGAGCCACCGUAAUUUUUAUAGUAAAUAAAAGGACACGUCAUUUGAUCCUUUGUAUCCCACAAUCCCACACUCAUUAACUAGCCUGGAGCUGAUGCUGUGAACAGGUGUUCAGGGAGGAAUCUGAGAAACACCUGAGCUGACGUGAAGAAUGGAAGCCUAGAAAGGUCAUAACAGUUUGAGUUUAUAAUCAGCUGAAAAGCUAAGUGUGAAAUUUAAUCUCAGCUAAAAACCUGAU